Rangifer tarandus platyrhynchus (Svalbard reindeer) is the source of this 1077-nucleotide messenger RNA. Lineage: Eukaryota; Metazoa; Chordata; Mammalia; Artiodactyla; Cervidae. The record is from the annotation of a GenBank genome assembly.
AUGAUAGAACAGCAGAAGCGUAAGGGCCCAGAGUUGCCACUGGUCCCAGUCAAGCGGCAGCGACAUGAAUUACUGUUGGGAGCGGCAGCGUCAGGCCCUGGAGCCGGGCAGCAGCAGGCGGCGCCGGGAGCUUUGCUGCAAGCGGGUCCUCCAAGAUGUUCCUCCCUUCAAGCCCCAAUCAUGCUUCUCUCAGGACAUGAAGGGGAAGUGUAUUGCUGCAAGUUUCACCCCAAUGGAUCCACCUUAGCAUCUGCAGGAUUUGACCGACUGAUAUUGUUGUGGAAUGUCUAUGGUGACUGCGAUAACUAUGCUACAUUGAAGGGACACAGUGGAGCAGUGAUGGAACUUCAUUAUAACACAGACGGCAGUAUGCUCUUCUCAGCGUCCACAGAUAAGACUGUGGCGGUGUGGGAUAGUGAAACAGGCGAGAGGGUGAAAAGACUGAAGGGGCAUACUUCCUUUGUGAAUUCCUGCUACCCGGCCAGGAGGGGCCCCCAGCUUGUCUGCACGGGCAGUGACGACGGCACGGUUAAGCUUUGGGAUAUCCGCAAGAAAGCAGCUAUUCAGACAUUUCAGAACACCUACCAAGUGUUAGCUGUGACUUUCAAUGAUACAAGUGAUCAGAUUAUUUCUGGUGGAAUAGACAACGAUAUCAAGGUCUGGGACCUGCGCCAAAAUAAGCUGACCUACACGAUGAGAGGUCAUGCAGAUUCAGUGACUGGCCUGAGUUUAAGUUCUGAAGGCUCUUACCUCUUGUCUAAUGCAAUGGACAAUACAGUGCGGGUCUGGGAUGUCCGGCCAUUUGCACCCAAAGAGCGAUGUGUGAAGAUAUUUCAAGGAAAUGUACACAACUUUGAAAAGAAUCUUCUGAGAUGUUCUUGGUCACCUGAUGGAAGCAAGAUAGCAGCUGGCUCGGCUGACAGGUUUGUCUACGUCUGGGAUACCACAAGCAGGAGGAUUUUGUAUAAGCUACCGGGCCAUGCCGGCUCCAUCAAUGAAGUGGCUUUCCACCCCGAUGAACCCAUCAUUCUCUCAGCAUCCAGUGACAAGAGACUAUAUAUGGGGGAGAUUCAGUGA